This is a messenger RNA of Striga asiatica, 1128 nucleotides long. The record is from the annotation of a GenBank genome assembly. Lineage: Eukaryota; Viridiplantae; Streptophyta; Magnoliopsida; Lamiales; Orobanchaceae.
AUGGGGUGGCACGAGCUUGGGCAACUUGAAGAAGAAGAAGAGAAGGGUUUGAAGUUCCCGCGCAUAGAAGAAGAAGAAGAAGAAGAAGAAGAAGAAGAAGAAAAAAAAGAAGAAGAAAAAAAAGAGAAUGGUUUGGAGUUCUUGCAGAGUGGAAUCGGGCGGUGGUACGAGGGGUAUAAUGAAUUCCAAAUCUCGAAAUCAAUUUCCUUUCUUCCCCAUCCAAUCGUUUCUCUAAAAUCCGGCCGGUGGUCGAGCCUGAAAACAACGCGGACGGAAUUGAAUCGGCGCUGGCGGCAAGGGCGAUGCGCCGCCUUCCUCUGGUCUCUCGGCCUCAAGCCCUCCGGCGACCAGAUCCACGCCCUCCUCGCCAACAUGGACGCCAAUGACAAAGGUGCUGUCGAGUUCGACGAGCUCGCCGUCGCCAUCCUCCCCGACAUGGAAGACCAACUAUUGGAGGUCUUCCGCUCCUUCGACCGCGACGGCAACGGCUACAUCACGGCUGUGGAGCUCGACGGCCUAUCUCGAAAUAAGCGAGAUGAACUCUGUGAGGCUGACAAGAAGCGGCGUCACUUUAGCCCCGCUGCUGCUGCCGGGAAGAAGCAACUUGCGCCGUUAUCUGAGGAGAAAAAGUAUGCUUGGUUGCUAAUUUUCAGUAGAGGUGUUCUUGGAAUUGUGUUGCAGUCAUUAAGUGGUGAUGAUUUUGACAAAAUUGCAGCUUCAGGCUUCUUGGUAGUGGCUCCUGAUUUCUUCUACGGUGAUCCGUUUGGCCUUGAAAAGUCUAGAGAAUCAUGGCUAGAGGCUCAUAGUCUGGACAAAGGUUGUGAGGAUUCCAAGAUUGUAAUUGAUGACUUAAGAAGCAAAGGAGUGUCCAAAAUUGGAGCAGCAGUGAUGGUUGCAGUGAAAUUGGUCAAAUUUGACUGCAUACAAGCAGUAGUUUUGUUGCAUCCAGAAGUCAAGAUUUCAAUUGCAAUAUUGGGAGCAGAAAUCGACAACCACGCACCACCUGAGCUCUUGAAAAAACUAGGAGAUAUUUUAUCAGCAAAAGCAGAGGGUGGCCGCAUAACUGGACUAAUUCGUGACGUUAACAUUACAAAGAUGAGUGACAAGUUCGAGGAUGGUAGAAAGUAA